GCAGGGCCGGGAGGGCGGCAGAAGAUGGCGAGGGUGUGUAGGCGGCAGCAAUGCUCCGCUGAGAGACGCGGCUUUCGGCAAGAACUGGACUCGUGGCGCCACAAGCUCAUUCACUGUGUAGACUGUGAACCUGAAAGCAUUUCUGAUUGGACUUUUGAUGAAAAUUGUCUGUUCUGUUGCUUGAGAAGAGAUAAAGUAAAGGGACACUUAGUCGGUCUGGAUGAACCAGCUUCGGGAGCUGGGCAGGAAGCUCUGCUUAAACAAGCAAAACUCAUUCGAUUCGAGAGACAAGCAGAAGAGUUCCUCAAUGCAGUCUUUUAUAGAAAAGACAGUCCCUGGGUCUCCGACCCCAAUAUUCCCCUAGUGGCCCGUGAGAUCAUGCAGCGAAUGAUCCAACAAUUUGCUGCUGAAUAUACCUCAAAAAAUAGCUCUACUCAGGACCCCAGCCAGCCCAAUAGCACAAAGAACCAAAGCCUGCCGAAAGCAUCUCCAGUCACCACCUCUCCCACGGCUGCAACUACUCAGAACCCCGUGCUCAGCAAACUUCUCAUGGCUGACCAAGACUCACCUCUGGACCUUACUGUCAGAAAGUCUCAGUCAGAACCCAGCGAACAAGACGGUGUACUUGAUCUGUCCACUAAGAAAAGUCCAUGUGCUGGCAGCACUUCCCUGAGCCAUUCUCCAGGCUGCUCCAGUGCUCAAGGGAACGGGCGACCUGGGAGACCCAGCCAGUACCGCCCAGACGGACUUCGGAGUGGUGAUGGGGUACCUCCAAGAAGCUUACAGGAUGGAACCAGGGAAGGUUUUGGACACUCCACAUCACUCAAAGUUCCACUGGCUCGAUCCCUGCAGAUUAGUGAAGAACUACUGAGCAGAAACCAAUUGUCCACAGCUGCCAGCCUUGGGCCAUCUGGAUUACAGAAUCAUGGACAGCACUUAAUAUUAUCCAGGGAAGCCUCUUGGGCAAAACCACAUUAUGAGUUCAACCUCAGCCGCAUGAAGUUCAGGGGAAAUGGUGCACUCAGCAACAUCAGUGACCUUCCUUUUCUUGCAGAAAACUCUGCCUUUCCAAAAAUGGCACUUCAAGCAAAACAAGAUGGAAAAAAGGAUGUGAGCCAUUCAUCUCCUGUAGAUUUAAAGAUACCACAAGUUCGAGGAAUGGAUCUUUCUUGGGAAUCUCGCACUGGUGAUCAGUACAGCUAUAGCUCUUUGGUAAUGGGUUCACAAACGGAGAGCGCGCUUAGUAAAAAACUGAGGGCUAUUCUUCCAAAACAAAAUAGAAAAAGCAUGUUAGAUGCUGGACCCGAUUCUUGGGGCUCAGAUGCUGAGCAGUCUACCUCUGGACAGCCAUAUCCCACAUCGGAUCAAGAAGGAGACCCUGGCUCCAAGCAGCCUCGGAAGAAAAGAGGGCGAUACAGACAGUACAACAGUGAGAUACUGGAGGAAGCAAUCUCAGUGGUUAUGAGUGGAAAAAUGAGUGUUUCCAAAGCUCAGAGUAUUUAUGGGAUUCCCCACAGUACACUGGAGUACAAAGUAAAGGAGAGGCUGGGCACUUUGAAAAACCCUCCAAAGAAAAAGAUGAAAUUAAUGAGGUCGGAGGGGCCAGAUGUUUCUGUAAAGAUUGAAUUAGAUCCCCAGGGAGAGGCAGCACAAAGUGCAAAUGAAUCAAAAAACGAGUAGGAAUACUGUAGAGUGCCAAUUACUGUACAAACUGGGUGAGCACUACUGGUAUCACUGCUUGCACCUAACUUCAUUUACUGUGACACUUGUUUCUUUGCAGAUUUUGCAUUGACUUGUGUGUACAGAGUUGAAAGGUGCAUUAUGAAUGUUGCAUAUUUAAAAUUUUUCAUGUGCAGUAUGGCUCGGGAUAUUGUUUGGCCUUUUGCAUGUUUCUCUACAAGAGAAUUGAGUUACCUCACAGAGAACCAGAUACAUGGAAGUGGACUCCUUGCCUGUAGAACCUGCAUGCUUUUCUUUCUUUCUUUUAAGUUAUAUUUGCCUUUAUUUUAAAAGAAAAAGAAAAAAGCCCCCUUUUAGGAACCACCUCUGCAUUCUGGGAGCUUUAUCACUGCAAAUUGGAAAGCCAUCUUACAAAAUUAUUCACAUUUUUUUCUUCUGUGAUUCAGCUAAUUGAAGGAUUAAACUAAAGAAAAGUCUCUUAGGAACAGUGAAUAUUUGAAUUUAAGAAAUGUGUUUAUUCGAUGAUAAAUAAUUAUUUAGAUCAAUUUACAUUUUAUGAUUUUUUCUCAUUAUUAAAUUUACUUACAAACUAGCAAUCUAUUUAGUGCUCACCCAGAGGGGAAGGAGGUGGAAAAUGUGCACACACUACCUUCAGAAAUGCUUCGGUUAAUUACUUUGUGACACUACCUUUGCUGUAAUUUUAGUUGGGAUUUUCUAAGGGUAGAAUUUGGUCUCACCAACAAGUGAGGAUAUAGCCUUAUCUCAUGGAGGACAAGCUCCGUUCUUACUCAGGAGCAGUCAGGGUACAUUACAUAAAACAAUAGAGGAUGCCUCAUUUUAGCAAACUCAGUUUCUUUGUAUUCUUAAAUCCUUUUACGGAUUUGAUCAUAUGCUAACUAAUGACUGGAUGUCGUUGCAGCAACUAGUUUAAAAUAUUCAAGAUCUGUUUAUUGGGGAAUGGGAGAAAUAGGAAAAGAAAUGUGUAUAAUUAAUUAUAAUAUUGUAAAAGUGGUAUCUAGAUUUUACAGCCUCAAUAGUCUGCCCAAAUAUUCACAUGAGUGAAGGAUCCCUUUCCUUCAUUCACCACAACAUUUGUGGUGAGAGAAAAAAAACCACAACUCCAAGGUGACCUAAUAUGAUUUAGGUUGCAUUUCAAUUUUAAUAAUAAUUUAAUCAGAAAUAAAGCUCAUUAGAGUUUCUUCUUUAACCCAGAUACUAGUACAAGGAGGAGGGGAUGUAUUCUUUUUUAGGUUUUAUUUUAUUUGUUGCUCUAAAUCUUUUUUUCUUCUUCUUUUUCCUUUUUUUUUUUUUUUUUUUUUUUAGCAUCCUACAUAACAUCUCCUUCGUAACUUUUUGCUUGUUUUCAUGGUUGUUUAGCACACAGUUCAGGACCUUUCAGAUCAUGUUUGUACAAGCACUCCUGGAAGAGCAGCUAAGCCUUGUCUGAGAUGGGCUUUAAAAUCACACUAAGUUGGGAACCUUUUUUUUCUACAGUUUUUUUGCAAGAAUAACUGAUAAAGCCCAUGAAAUUUAAUUUUGCUUUGUGACCAAAUUGAAGUUACUGUUUGUGCAAAACAAAAAUCAUACCACAUCCACCCUAUAUUCUAAUCUGAGAAAGGUGGUCAGGCCCUUCUAAAUGCUUAACCAAAAAUUUUUAAAAGUCAUUGAAGCUUUUAUAGAAAAUGAACUCAAACUUUGAGCAUUAAAAUUGAGGCUUAAGAUUUCAGGUGGAUAAUAACAGUUUGAGGAGAAGUAGGUCCAGAUAUUCACAAGGCAUAAAUUCUUGCCUGGAAACAUCAGAGAAGUUAACUAGGUUAAGGAUAGUUUCCCCUGAGCAACCUAUGUGUUCAAAGGUUAGGCACACCAUUGCUGUUAUUAAAAUAACACGCACUGCUCAUUAUUGACAUAGCCUGGGCUUGGGUUCCUCUUUAGGUUUGGUUAUUUUGUGUAGCAGUUUUUAAUCAGUGGGUGACUAAGACUGUUUCCUCUUAGCUUUCUAGUUCUCAGCAGAAAAAGCAGUUUGGGGUCAGAGCAGUAUGUGACUCUGUAGCAUUUUCUAGCCUAGCUGGAAAUUGCAAUUAAAAUACUCUGAAAUGUACGGUUUUCAUCUGCAGUUGGAGGAAGUUGUUGAAAGUUUGCUAAAAGCAAAGGGCUAAGCUUAUGAAGGAAUGCCUCCUUUGUUCCACACUCAGUUUGUCAUACACAAUUAAUUGUAGCCAUGUGCCUUUUUGCAUGAUGUUUGGGAUAUUCAGUAACCCAAGAUUGCUGCAGAAAGGUACUUUGAGCAAUUAAUUUGUGCUUGCUUUUAUCCCCUCUCAGAAAGGCAUCAUAAAAAGGCCCAUUUAAAAAUUUGGCCCUAAAAGUUCAACUUUUGUAGAGUUUUACUGUUCAGAGAGGUUUAAUCCUAUGUGGUAGUCUAUAAAGUGAUGUAUGAGUUGAGUUAUGUAAAUUUUGUCAUUGUAGUGUACAUGGAGUGAUCAUUUUACUAACAUAAAUAUUUUCUAUGUGUGUUUCAGUGGAUGACAAUCGAGCAGCAGAAGAAUGGUGUGCCUACCCUUUAAUGCUGCAGUUUAAAUAAGAGAACUUGUAUUAUGUCAUUUCAGAUUGUAGGCUGAGAGUUGUAAAUAGUGAAAAUUUGAGUACUUCUAUUAUUUGUUUUGGUUAGAAAGUGAAUUUUAAAAACAAACCAAACUCUAAACUUUCUCAGAUUAAAAGUCCUGAGACCUGAAGAUUGUAACAUUCAUGUCUGUGACGCUUUUAAACAUUACACUUGAGAUCAGUCAUGACUUAAUAUUCAGGUAAAUUUUCUUUUCCACGAAGCUUUUGAAUAAGCAUAUUUCCUCCAAAGGUCAGUCGGUCUCUCUCUGUUUUUCUUUUUUGUAGAUUAUUUUAAAGCACUAAUUGCAUUACAUUGGUAACUGCAAUAUAAAAUAGCCAUUAUUGUUUUGUGAAGCAUGGUUGAAAUUAGAUAGUGGUCCCUUUUAAAUUUCAUGAGCCUCUCAAAAAAUCUUUUAAAAAAAUACAGAAAGCUGCUGAAUAUUUCAAAAGAUAUAUAUUUUACCUUAUUGUAGGUUUUGUAAAGUUAGUUUGUAAUAUUCAGGUGCACUUUUAAUGUUAAAUUUUGUGUUCAGAGUUCCAUUAUACCAUGUAUUUCCUGGAGGUGGCUCAUCACAUGGCUGGCUGUCAAGUCUUGGUGCCGCAGUGAUCCCUUAAUAUUUGAUUUCUCUCUUAAUUUGCCACUAUUCAGUGUUGGCACUUUCAAUGUAGAUAUUCUAGUUUGGGGAUGUCCUCAUAAAUGUGUAACAGAUUGGUCUGUUCGCAUGCUUAAUUUCUGCCAAUCAGAGUUUUGCAUGGCCCAAAAAACAGUUGACCAUUUUUAUGGUAUGGGAAAGUAUAGUUCACAGCUGUCUUUGUCACAAAAGCCUGGUCUCCUCCCAUUUUCCAGUGGGCAGAUGAUGACAUUACUCAAACUUACGAUAUUAUUCAAACUGAUGUUAGGAGGUGAUGAAUUUAAGAUCAGUUCUUGCAUUUUUAUAAGAGAGCAUUAUUAUUACAGAAUAGAUAAGCUAUCACACUAUAAAAUUAAAAACACUAAUUCUGUGGAAGGUUAUCUAGUUGGUAUUUUUAUCAUUAGUGUUCUCAUUUCUGAGACAUAAUCAUCAAACUUGACAGUAAAGUAGUAUAAUAUUAUAGUACUUUGUUCAGUAGGCUUACAAGUGACUCUGAACUAUGUUUGUGAUGAGCUAUACACUUAUUUCUGUUCCCCAAAUACCAUGAAGGACAAGGUCUCUUUUUCUGGAAAAAUAAUUUAUAUUUGUGUAUAAUACUUUCUAAUAUUAAGUUUGUUGUUACUCUGAAGUUUAGAUGUUGCUUGAUAAACCUUUACUGCAGCAGAUCAUGAAUAUGAGUAAGGCUUUGUGUGAUAAUAGGGUCCUUAUGUGAAGUUAAUUACUGUUCAGUGCUGGUGAGCAAGCUUAACCAGUGUGAAGUGUGUGUUAGCUUUAUUUGGUACACUUUUACUUUACAAUAUUGAAGUGCUUUUAAAACUCUGGUUAUCUUAUAUAAACCAUUACCUCAACCAAUUGGCAUUUUCAUUCUCCAACAUUUUACCUGAGCUAUAAGAUGAGCUAUAUGGGAUCAGAUAGUAAAACAAUAGGCACAAUGAGAAGUUUAGUUCCCAAUUUUCUGGAGAGAACUCUAAAUUAGACUAAAAAUUACUACCUGCAAAGGCCCAUGUCCUACAUAACUACCUUCUCUCAUUAGGCCGUACAUAGCAGCCCUGGAGCUGCUGGUGAGCUGUGUUCGCCCCCUGCCCCGAGUAAGCACAUGGUGCAAGGCCUGGUUUUAAGCCUUUGUGAUCCUCUUACAUUUCAUUGACCCAUAAUAGUGAAGCUUGGAUUCAGUUAAUAAUUUUUAUAAAAUAAUGUCAGAACCUGAAAUGACUUUUAGUUAUGACAAAUAUGUAGGACAGUUCAUAAUUAUUUUCUUUAACAGGUAUUAUCCCUGUAGAUUCAAUUUUGAAACCAUAUUUUUGCUUUUGUAAUUAUUAUUUAACUAAAUUCCAGAGGUAGUUUUCAUGUGAACAGCCCUUUUCUAUAUAUUCAGGUUGCUGUCAUUGGUAAUGGAAUGUGACAAUAGACUGAACUGCUCCACUUAAUCUUUUGUAGGAGACAUUGAAAAUUAUAGGUGAAAUUUUGACCUUCAUGAAUAUAUCAAAGAUUGUUUUCCUUGUUACUGUUUCAUUAUAAUUAGGUCUUCAUUAAUGCUAUAGUCAGGCCAAUGUUACUAAAAAUCUAAUGGCUUCAGCCAAACAGUACAUUUAGUAAACUGUUAAGAUAUAUGAGAUUCUUUAUAAGAGAUUUAAAAAAAAAUAUUGUAUGAACUUUAAGACACUACUGAAAAAGAAAGAAAUAAUUGUGGUACAAGGAAUGCAGACCUCCAAAGUCAUCUUAGUUUGUUCUCUCCCUCCCUCUCUUUCUCUCUCUCUCUCCCUCUCUUUUGGAUUCAUUCUGUCCUUGGGACUUGAGUAGGAUUUGUGAACAUGGUGACUGAAGGGAAAAUAGAGAAAAUUCUUUGCAUAUCCUGUCUCUUAUUCCCACAUAAAUUCUCAGUUGCCUUUUAAAGUAGUAGAUAUUAGCCCUGUAGCUGUGUGCCCUCAGUGUUACGAAGGAAAUUGGGGGAAAAGGGUGGAAAGUAAGGAUGGGAAAGUAUGUAAACUUGAGAAAAGACUAAAGAUUUUGCCCUAUCAUACUAAAAAUGAGUGACAGGAUAGACAAUGUGGUAAAGUUGGGCCAUCUUCUUUUGACAGAAAAGUCUGUUUAGAUUAUUUGAAAAUGAGAAGGCUAUUGUUGAUUUGACAAAGAAAACAUAAUUCUGCAACUAUUUGGGGGAUAAUUUUAAGGUUUCCAGUUCAUUUAGAUCUGUCAAUAAAAUCCGAAGCAAGCACUUUUAGUUAAUCAUAGAUUUAUUGGAUAUAGCAAAUAUAAUUAUAAUAUUUAAUCUUUAUUGUUUGAAUAUGGAAAUAAACUCUUUACCCCAUCUUGAGCUGUUAUUGAACAGGCUCAAGAUGAUCUUUUCAACACUGGAAAUGACCCUACACACAUACCAAAAAAAAUCUAGAGCAGUAAAACAUAUUCGAAGAUCCACACAUACCUCUUAGACUUUAGAUUUGUCUUGGGAAAGAAUUUAUGAACCUAUAACCAGUAUUAGUACAGUCUUGGGUUCUUUGUUCUGCAUAAUUGCACCCUUUCUCAGGUAUGUCCUGAAAACAUAAAUUUUAAAAUAAUCUCUUUAGAGAUUAGAUUCUCAGUGGAUAGUGUGUAAGGGGACUGGGGAGGGGGGCUGGGAGGGGGUUUGACACAGUACACUGACACAGUAGAGCAGGGAUUUUUACAGUAACAUUCAGUAGCCAAAUAGAAUUUCAACCUAGGAUAUUUUCACCCCCUCUGAAUGAGAGAAACAUCAUGUUAACAUCUGUGACUUGGUAAAUAACCGGUGCUACACUCCGAAACUUUUCUUUCAUCCAGGUGACAUUUUUCUCCCUGGUGGAAGGGUAUAUAGUAAACUUUACGUCACUAGGAAAGCACUUGUAUGAAAUGUUUAAAGUACUAGAAAAGGGAUAUUUAGCACUUUUUCUGUUACAACACUAAAGUCUUAAUUUAUCUUCAGUCUUAGGUACUGUAAGUUUUAUGGUAAUUGCUUAAAAUAUAAAACAUACUACAUAAUAUGGAGUCAAAUCACAUUUAUAUAAAUCUUGUCUUGUUUUAAAAAGACCAUAACAUUUUAUACCUUGCAAGCAGUUACAGGUGAUUGCCUCAUUUUCCCCACUUCAUUAAGCAUUUCAGGCUUAAGAAUUUGGAAUUUGAGAGGAGGUGAGGGGAAAACUCCCCAAAAUGAAAAAUUGUGUCAGAUCAUUUUAGAAAAAUAAAUCACUAGGAAAAUGGGUAGGGAUUCUCUCUCCCUUUAAGUCUUCAGGGAAUGAGCAGUAUUUAGAAUCUUUGGCUGAAAUUCGAGCCUUUUUACUGUGUAAAUUUUUAAUAUUAAUUCACUGACAUGCUUUUUACAUCAGAGGACUGAAAAUGGAUCUUAAUGUUUUUAAGUUGUGGAAGGGUAUAUUUCUAAAAUGGGGGGGAUGAUUAACUAGCUUAGUAUACCAGCAUUAGUAAGUUUAAGGAAUUUUAGUAUGUAAUAGCAAAGUGUUUGAUUAAAGUCUAAUCCUAUAUUGCUAGUCAAAAUUAGUUACAUUCUGAUCUAGGAAAGAUAGUCAUUGGGUAUUGCUAUGCUGUGCUGUCAGAAGACCAGACUAAGGUAGAAACCUUUAUCUGACUCCCACACGUUGCUUGUUCUGAUGGGAUGUAUACUCUACAGCAGCUUACUGCUGCUUUAUGAAGAAGUGUAUAAACUAUACAUUUGGAGUGUUUGCAUAUAAUUCUUUAUAGCCUCCACUUUAAAGUGUCAGACAUUAGUAUUUUAUCAGUCCAUGCUGUUGAAUACAACUAAUGUUCUUAGGAAUCCAACUUGUACACACUGUUUAAAAACCCUCAGGGACAGUUUACACACUAUUCUCACUCAAUUCAGGUACUUUGAUGCUAUUCUUAAACCUAACAGUGACUUGUAUUUUUCUGUUUUGCUUUUAUUUCAACGUGCUGGUAGCACAUCCUUGAUGAAUGUCAACUUAAAAACUCAGUUCAGGUAUCCAGGUAUAACUCAGCCAAACAUUUUAAAGCUGCAUAUAACUCUCCAGCACACGGUGCCUCACACUCUUAUAGUGGCAUUCUAUAUAUUCAGUUAUUACUACUGAGCAGAUAAUAUGGGGGUUCCUGUUAACAGUGUAUUUAAAAAAAGAAAAUGUGCAUGUGCAUCAGUGUAUAGCCAGCACAUGGAACAUACACAUAGUUAAACUAUAUUAUUUUUAAAUGCCACUAAAUAGCCAGCACAAUUAAACAACAUUCCUUGCUGCUUCUGAAAAGUAUAACAGAUGCAGCUCCUCCUUGAUGUGGCUCUUGCUUCUUCACCAUACUACUACUAAAUUCAAGCACUGGUCCUUGGGUGUCUGACCUCUACAUUCUAGUUUAUGCAAUGUCUUUAGAGAAUUCUGUGCACUGGCCACUGUGAUGGAACCAUUGGGCCAGGGGUGCUCUGAGUUUAUUAGUAGUGAUUCUGCCAAAGGUGGUGUUGUAACAUGAGUAUGUAAAUGUCAAAAACUUAGCAGAGGUCUGGGUCUGCAUAUCAGCAGACAAUUUUGUCAAUAUAUUUUAUAGCAUCAAACUCCUCAGUGACAAGUUUAUUCUGAUGCGAAGUUCUAAUUCCAGUGUUUUAGCCCUUUGCAUCUUUAAUGGUAAAACUUGUUGACUAGAGGUCUUUAUUCAUAAAUAUUCCUUUUGUUUUCUGCAGAACUAUCUGUGGUUAACAAAAUAAAUUAUUCCUCUGCUUUAAUAUUUGAUAUCUUACAUCUAAAAGGAAUUCUCCAUAUAUAAAACCCAUAGCCUUUGAAGAUAUGGAAAAUGGCAUCUUUCAGAUUUCUAGAAGUUCAAGUGUCAUGCAACAAAACAGGAACCCCCUUUACUCUUAUGGACCUCAUUUCAAUAUACUGUUUACAGUUUGACGGAAUUGUAUAAUUUAAUAUUUCUCUUGUACUGUAGUAUAUAUUUAUUUACAGAUUUUUUUGUACUGUGUGAUUUGAACUUUUUGUUCCUUGCUAUGAUCAAUGUUUAUGUAGUAGAGCACUUAUGAUCACAAAUUAAGUUUUUUGGUUUGAUUGCACUACAUUAAAUUUUUUAAUGCAGUUCUGAUUUUUGACUGGACUAAAAUAAGCUGUGUCUUAAUGUAUGUGAUGAGUACUUAAAACUUUAAUCCAUGUGGUCCCCUUUUUUUUGCAUUGUAUGUCAAAGCGCUAGUUCUUUCGUGCAUGUGUAAGAUUUAAUGGUUCCAUUGUAUUAUUUGACCAUGACAUUUUGGAGAAACAUUCCCAGCUGUAAUGUUGUGUAUGGUAGUUCUCACUGGAUGCUAGACUUUUCAAAACCACUAUUCUUCUAAUAAAUUUGUUGUGAAAAACUG
Molecule: messenger RNA, 10236 nt
Organism: Artibeus jamaicensis (Jamaican fruit-eating bat)
Lineage: Eukaryota; Metazoa; Chordata; Mammalia; Chiroptera; Phyllostomidae
Gene: LCOR
Product: ligand dependent nuclear receptor corepressor
Exons: 6
Coding region: 25-1680 (551 amino acids)
Molecular function (GO): DNA binding
Source: RefSeq, a predicted model, not a curated record